This is a messenger RNA of Aspergillus alliaceus, 399 nucleotides long. RefSeq lists its product as uncharacterized. Bases 1 to 399 code for a protein of 132 amino acids. Lineage: Eukaryota; Fungi; Ascomycota; Eurotiomycetes; Eurotiales; Aspergillaceae. The transcript is spliced from 2 exons. The record is from RefSeq and is a predicted model, not a curated record.
AUGGCCGAUGACACUCCUCGUGUUUCUGGCCCCGGCUGUCUAGUCAGCAUCGAUGACAAAAACCUUAUCAACGGUAGCAGUAGCCACCUUGAUCUGGCCCGCGGGGAGCUUCAAGCCGUAAAGAAUGCCCUGCACCUUGAGGGUCCCCUUCGGGGCGAUCCCGGAACCCGCCUCUCUCCUGACAAGAAAUACUCAGCCCUUGACACUGGCUACAACAAUCUCGAUAGUCUUGUCUAUUCCCUUAAAGACGCCCUCGAGAAUGUCAAGGCUGCCAUGAAUCUUAUGAGAAAACGAUGGAGCGUUAUGCUGGGCUUUCGGAGAAGACAGCUGAGAACAGGAACCCCUGCCCUUGAGACCUUCAGGGCUGCUUACAGUGCUUCCCGAAAUAUAUUUCCAUGA